This is a messenger RNA of Striga hermonthica, 594 nucleotides long. The record is from the annotation of a GenBank genome assembly. NCBI's taxonomy places the organism in Eukaryota, Viridiplantae, Streptophyta, Magnoliopsida, Lamiales, Orobanchaceae.
AUGAAAACCCCCCUUCACCUCCUCGUUUUCUUCCUAAUCGCUGCCGGAACACACAAAUUCUACAGAUUUUCCGACGCGGUCCAGCGCCGUGUCCACAUACCGGACGAGCUGGACGACGUCGUCGACGACGAGGAGGGCGAGGACUGGAAAGAAUGGGGCAAGCCCAAGGCGCAGCCUGAUUUCGACCCGCCGCCGACGGACUUCUCCAAAAUGGGGCUCCAACAGAUGCAGGAAGAGAUGAUGAAGCGUCAGGUGGGGCCUGUUUUCGGGUUCGUCAAGCUCCGACCCGGAAAUCCUCGAACUCCGGACAUGGUAUCAGAAAUCGCCAUGAAAUGGACGAAAGUUGCAAGAACAGGAGCAAUUGAGUCGAGGUUCACGGGCGUUGAUGUCAGCACAAUCAUGUUCACCAUGCAAAAGGGUCAUGACACAUUGGAGUUGAAAGAAUUCAUCUUGAGUCGACCGGAGGCUUAUGAGAUCAAAAUAGGCGAUCAACUGUUCAGAAGGCCCGGGGAUCCUUCGUUUGAAGAAGUUUUUCAAAAGCUCCAAGCAGAGAGAGCUAAUUCCAGAAAAGUUGAAAUUCAUAACGAGCUUUAG